CGGAAGAGUCUAGCAAUUGGAAGCAGGAAGCUAGGAGAAAAAUAAGAAACAGGAAGAAGGGGAGCUAGGGUCUUAUCUGCAAAAGGAGCAGAAAGUUUAAAGAAGGCUGGAAAGAGCUUAUGUAGGACAUAUGAGAUACUGAGUAACGGAGCACUGAUAUCCUGAGCAGUAUGUCUCUUUUCCCGGCGCUUUUAUUUUUCGGCUGGCUGAUAUUCACAAAGGGAAACGCUAUUCUCGACUCCUCUCCUUGUCCCCAAAAUUAUUUCCUUUGCAGGUCAAGAUGCUUACCUCUGUCUUCUAGAUGUGAUGGUUUCUUUGAUUGUGAAGAUCAGUCCGAUGAGAUUGGGUGUCCCCCACACUGCAGCUUCACACUGCUGGAAUUUUAUGGGGUCUUCUCUCCUCCGGGUUACCCAGACUCUCCACCCAAUCCCUUGCCUACUUCCUGCCACUGGCUAAUUGACUCUGGAGAUAGUCGUGGCCUGUUCCUGCAGUUUUCUUCUCUUCAGCUCUCUGGGUCUGAUGCUCUUGUAGUGUAUGAAUUGGAUGCUGGGGAUCCAAAUCGCAUUCUUCGUGCUCUUGACCAGCAAAGCAAUGGAAAAUCAGUUACAGUGGAGUCUGUGGGAGGAAGGGUCAUGGUUGUGUAUCAUUACAGCUCUGAGAUUCUGAGUAACCCCAGUCCCAUUUCUUCUGUCACCCAUGGCUCAGGAUUUAAGUUUCCAAGCCCUGACAUUCCUUUGUCUUCUAAAACAAUAAACCGUGACUCGGGCCCCCAUAAGACUGACCUUCUUGGUCCCCCUUCCUUUAGUUCCCACAUUUCUGGCUCUCCUUUUCAUGGUAUUUGGUUUUCUGCUUUCCGUCCUCGGGGAUUUAAUGCCACUUAUCGGGUGCGCGGCUAUUGUCUUCCUUGGGACCACCCUUGUGGAUCCAGCCCUGGUAUUUUGUGGGAUGAUGAAGUAGAGGAAGGUGGUGGCUGUUACACUGAAGCACAGCGCUGCGAUGGUGCCUGGGACUGUGCCAAUGGCCGGGAUGAAAUGAAUUGUUCAGGCUGUGCUCCUGGGCACUACCCCUGUGCCAUGACCCGUGCUUGUUAUCCCAUUACUGAGAGGUGUAAUUACCAAACAUCAUGUCAGGAUGGUACUGAUGAGAGGGGAUGCCGUGCAUGUCAGCCUGGAGGAUUCCACUGUGACCUGGAACGUUGUGUAUAUGAGGCAUGGGUUUGUGAUGGACAGGCUGACUGCAGAGAUGGAAGCGAUGAGCGAGGAUGCGGAUACACACUACCUCGCAAGGUCAUUGCUGCAGCUGUCAUAGGAAGCCUUAUCUGUGCUACGCUGCUUGUUGUUGCACUUGGUUGUACAUGUCGGCUUUAUACUACCCGAGCACGGGAGUAUAGUGUCUUUGCACCUUUGUCCCGAAUGGAUGCAGAGCUCAUCCAGCAACAGGCCCCACCAUCAUAUGGUCAACUGAUUGCCCAAGGAGCUAUUCCACCUGUGGAAGACUUUCCUACAGAGAACCCAAAUGAUGGCUCUUUUAUGGGGAACUUACGCAGCCUCCUACAGUUUCUUCACCAAGCACCCCCAGUCCCUGCUGGAGCAGUUAAUGAAUUACCUCCUCGCCGACGCCCACCUCGUGCAGUCAGACGUCUUCUUCGACGCUUGCGCCGUUGGGGACUUCUUCCUCCUCGUGCACAGGGACCCCAAGUAGAAGUGUGCCAAAACCAGACCUCACCAUCACCAGAAGUUGCAUCAGAGGGUACUGAGACCCCCACAGCUCCAGCUCUUCCUGUUAAGAUGCCUUUAGAUUGUCCAGAUACUUCCUCUGCCCAGACAGAAGCCUCCACUCUACCUCAGUACUCUGGGAGUGGGAGGGGUCUUAUGGGCAUGAUGCAAGUGAUGAGAGAGAGAAUUUUGCACCCUCUUGGAGCAGAGGACACAUCAGAUGGGAGAAGAGGGAGGGAGAGGCCAGAGGAGGAAGUAGGAGAAGACCUUCAAAGACACGAGGAAGAUGAUGAAAUGUUGUUGUUGCCCCUGGCAGAAGGUUGGGAUAGUGAGGCAGGAGAUGUUGGGUUAAUUGUAUGUUAACAGAACUUCUGUUACUCCCUAAUGCAAGCCUAGUUGCACAAAGUUUCCUUAGCGUCACUUGAACUAAUUCACCCUACCUUCUCUUAUAAGUGUCUCCCUUUUGACUCCCAGUCUCGUCAACUUUUACUUUAGGCAGAGGGGAUAAAUCCUUUAAGCAGGAUUGUCUGAGAAUGGACAGACAUAAUAGAAUUCAUUAUGGCCAAAAUAAAGUGGAAAAGGAAUGUAUCUCCCAGAAAUACAUUAGGCUCAAUCAGCUAAAUAAUGGUAUGCAAUAUUUUGCAUAUACCUCACUACAUUUCUGUGUUAAUAGUAGGCUUUUGUAUUUUAAUUGUAGGACACGUAAAGUCUUUUUUACUGGGAGGUGUCAAAAUGUUAGGCACCCCCCAGUGGAAUAGUUCGCUAAGUGUUUUCCCUGCACCAGUCUGAUCACCAUGCAGCCAUUUUACUUCACUUUCUACUGGCAUCCCAUGCAUGAAAUACUUUUUGCACAUGCGCAGUAGAGUAUACUGGGGGGUGCGAAACAUUUUGGCAUCACCCCCAGUUAAAUAGACUUUACGUGUUCUUUAAGUUAAAAUAGCCAGCAUGCAGGGUGACCAUGGGGAUUAAACAGAUCAACAUGGGACUGGGCUUUUAGUUUUUGACUUUACAAGCCCUUCAAGUCUUAUACCUGUAGGAUUAAGCACCUCUUAUUUUUAUUGUUUAUUGUAAUAGCUUGCCAAGUGCAAAUCCCUUGUCCCUUUCUUGAGAUGAAAGCGAUUCUUCAGUAAAUAUAGAAUUCAGUGAAUCAUUAACCAAAUGGUUCAUUUAAUAUGCCCACUUAAAGUGCCCUUAUUUAAAUAUUCCACCUUUAAAUGCUUUCACUGACUGAGCACACUUCAUGUGCUGAAAGGCUAUGCCAUGAAUUGCACUAUUUUUUUUAAUAAAGGGUUCCUGUUGUUUUUUUUAUAUAUUUCAAGUAUCUCUAAAUGCUACAUGCCUUACAAUGAUCUGUGUAUCAAAUCAUUAUGUAAAUCCUAAAUUAUAAGGUAAAUGUAUAGUUAAACUACUGCUUGGUAGCUCCAGUCUGGGGUAGAAGGUUAGUCAUUUGGGAUUUAGAUUGAAUCUUUUGAAUUUCUUUAAUCUUCUUGCCAUAUUUCAACAUUUCUCCCUCUUUCUUAAAUUUGGCCUUAAAAGCAUAAUUGUUCUGUUGUCCAAUGGAUAGCUGUUUUAAGAUAUGGCCUCAUUCAUGCAUGGCAAACUUGCACUGAUUUGACCACUCAUUACUUAAAUAUGUGGAAAUGCAGCCCCAUUCCUGUUGAUGAAAUAUACAUGCCAGUGGGUGCUACUGGCCAACAUGAAUUCCAUUUUUGCAGGUCACUGUAGUGUGCAAAAACUGUAUGUGAAAAGCAAUUCUUGAAGAAGCCUGGGUAUUUUUGGGUGAUACAUUUCAUGUAUUUCAGUUUUGUGGGAGAGGGCUUAUUUUUAAAAGGGGGAAAAGGACUGAUUUGAAUUUCCUACUGUGUGCCUCAAAAGGAAGGUGUCAUAUUGCACACGACACCAACUACUUUUAUUGGAAUCUGAUAAUGUUCUAUUUUUCUAUGUGAAAACUCCUUUUUAGAAAUUUCUUACUUUUGCUCCAGUGCACAGCACACAAGGGGUUAGUGCCAGGCGUGUGCAGCUUUUUUAUCUAAAUUAACUUUUAGAACAAUAAUUGUAUGUGUAUAUAUGAAGUGCUGUAUUAGCCAUUUGCAGACCAUAGAUGCCUCCAGAUGUCAACAUUUGCUUUGGUGUUUCUGGCUUUAAAAGGGUAAAUAAUGGAUUGGAUUUUGAUAGUGUGAUUGUUGAGCUCUGUAAAUUAUUUAUUACUGUGAUUUUAUGUAAAAUGUAUAAAUAAAUCUUUAAAAUGACAAUAAUAUUGUGUGGGUGGAGGAAUUGUGAAUCCCGUGAUGGUCACAUGAUAUGAAUGAAUAUUAAACAAAAUGAACUGGC
Messenger RNA from Xenopus tropicalis (tropical clawed frog), 4046 nucleotides. It is a transcript of the gene lrp10, whose product is annotated as LDL receptor related protein 10. Lineage: Eukaryota; Metazoa; Chordata; Amphibia; Anura; Pipidae. Gene Ontology annotation, biological process: vesicle-mediated transport. The transcript is spliced from 5 exons. Gene Ontology annotation, cellular component: membrane. Bases 171 to 2078 code for a protein of 635 amino acids. The record is from RefSeq and is a predicted model, not a curated record.